AUGGUCUCUGUUGUUUCCGUCGCUCCAAGAACGGCAAUUGGCAAUUUGCGAGAUUCUUUGGCAUUAAAGGCAGUGGACACUCAUCCCUAUGCAGGAACACUUUUUGUGAACUUCCUCGAUCAACGAACCUCACUAUUUCAGCUGCACACUAAAGCUGCACAGUUCUCCAGAUUACAGACUUAUGUGACAAGUGACGACAAGCAGUUUGUGGCAGCAACAAUUCAGGCCAUCGGCCGAUGUGCAUCUAACAUUGAUGAAGUGUCUGAUGCUUGUUUGGCAGGAUUAAUGAGUCUUGUAUCACAUCGUGAUGAGGUUAUAGUGGCUGAAAGUGUUGUUGUUAUUAAGACACUGCUUCAAAUGAGGCCUUCAGAACAAAAGGAAUCAAUUAUUCAAAUGGCAAAAUUGGCUGACAGGGUGCAGGUCCCAAUGGCUAAAGCAAGUAUUCUCUGGUUAAUUGGAGAAUAUUCAGACAGAAUGCCAAAGAUUGCUCCAGAUGUUCUAAGAAAGAUUGCCAAGACAUUUCCUAAUGAGGAAGAUAUUGUGAAGCUGCAGGUUCUAAAUCUGGCAGCAAAACUGAGUCUCAGUAACCCUAAACAAACAAAGCUCCUCUGUCAAUAUGUGUUGAAUAUGGCCAAGUAUGACUUGAAUUAUGACAUCCGUGAUAAAGCAAGAUUCCUUAGAACAUUGCUUGUUCCAUCAGAGAAGACACCUCUCAGCAAAUAUAGCAAGAAGAUGUUUCUAGUAACGAAACCUGCUCCAAUUCUUCAGUCAGCUUUCAAAGACCGUGAACAGUGGCAAAUGGGUUCUCUCUCCCAUAUGCUAAAUAGUCAAGCUAAUGGCUACAAACCUUUGCCUAAUUUUCCUGAAGAACCACCGGACCCUUCUGUGCGAAAUGUUGAGGUCGAAAUGCCAUGGCAAUCUUCUGAGAAAAUAAGAUUGAAGAAGAAGAAGCGUGCUAAGACUGGUUUAGAUGCUUUUUAUGACUCAGAGUCAUCAGAAGUCUCAGAGAGUGAGUCAGAUGAAUCAGAAUCUGGAUCAGGAUCUGGCUCUGAAGAAAGCAGUGGAGAUGAGACAGACAGUGAAGCUACUUCUAGACAAGAGUCAGAAGAUUCGGAAGAGAUUAGUGACAGUGAUGAAGAGACAGAGUCAUCAGAAGAAAGCAGUGAGAAUGGUGAAGAGUCAGUGACAAGUGAAGAUGACAAAGCAAAAAAGAAAGCAAAACCAAGCAAGCCACUCCCAACUAAAGAUUCUAAGAGAAGUAGAGAAGAAAAGUCAACCUCAAAAGGAAACCCAGAGAAAGAAUUACAGCUACUUGAUUUAGAUGACUUUAUGGGAGGCAGCUCAGCAGCAGCAGCAGCAGCAACAACAUCUGCUGUUUCUGGGUCUAUGUUACAACCCACACUAUCAUCAGAACUAAACUCACUGUCUCUUACAGAAUCACAGACUGUGAAGCUUGUGACAUCAAGCUACUCUCCUCAACUUUCAAUUGAGCUGCUGCAUCGAAUUGCAGGCAAAGGGCUGUCGGCAACGUAUCGAUUCACAAGGAAGGGACAUCUCUUCUCAGAAACAAUGGUAGAUUUAGAAGUAACAUUUACAAACAAGGGUAUUAAUGACAUUGAAGAUAUCACUAUUGGUGAGAAGAGACUGAGUACAAAAAUGGAAAUUCAUGAAUUUCCUUCUAUUGCAUUACUUGCUGUUGGUGAAUCUGUGUCAGUCAGUUUGGGAGUGAAUUUCAAUGAUACAACUAACCCUGCAAAAUUUGACAUUUGCACGAAGACAAGCAAGGUUUCAGUGCAGAUUGACUCUCGUGUUGGUGAGCAGGUUCGAGGCAUUGUUUUGGCUCAGUCAUCAUUUCUUUCUAUGCAAGGCAAAUUAACUGGAAUGAAUGAAAGUGUUGUCAAGGUGACAUUUCCAGAAACUGUGCUUGAUCCUGCCGUUCUUUCAUCUCGUGUGAUUGAAGCUGCUGAUGUGGCACCUGUUCAGUAUCCAUCUGUCUCUGAAGGGCAAACUGUCUUUAGAUUUGCUGGUCAGACGUACUCUGACCAAGUGGCGGUUUUGGUGACCGUGGAAGUGACAAAUGAGGCCCACACGGGUCGAAUUGUUGUCAACUGCGAGAAGAUGGUUAUCGGGUCAAUGCUAGCAAAAGAAAUCAAGACUGUUCUAAUGAAACCGUAGCGUAGCGCACUAGUUCUUUAGAUACUGGGGCACGUUUUCCAUGUUCUACAGUAAAUGUCCACUAAUAGACUAUUCUUGAACUCUUGAGCUCAUGUCACAAGAUUUUUUGAAAGUGCAAGAACUAAAAGGCUACUUGUGAUUUUGAUAUCUAACUUCUAGUUUUUUGUUCACUAGAACUGGAUUAUGCAUGGCUGCCUAAGCUUGACACGAAGAAGCUUUAAUAGCUUU
This is a messenger RNA of Corticium candelabrum, 2403 nucleotides long. RefSeq names its product AP-3 complex subunit beta-2-like. Gene Ontology annotation, biological process: intracellular protein transport; vesicle-mediated transport. The record is from RefSeq and is a predicted model, not a curated record. Bases 1 to 2175 code for a protein of 724 amino acids. NCBI's taxonomy places the organism in Eukaryota, Metazoa, Porifera, Homoscleromorpha, Homosclerophorida, Plakinidae. Gene Ontology annotation, cellular component: membrane coat. The transcript is spliced from 20 exons.